UAGACAUCUGUGGAGGUGUGUGACUUUAAUAACACACCAAACACCCUAUUCUGCUUAUUAACGGCUCUAAUUUGACCUAAUCUACAGUAGGCACACCGAUUUUCUUUCUAAAGUGUUUUGAUGUAAAAUCUGUGAUAUGGAGCAGGAUGAGGUAUCUGAGCAAUCUGCUGUCAAUGUCAAGCAGAAACCAGAUGUCGGAGUGAUCUCUGGCUGUAAUUACUGGUGGUUACUGGCUGCUGUCAGCCUAUUCAUAAGUGCUGCUGGGUUUGUCACAAUUGGUGUUGUGGAAGUAUUUGGCAAGAAAGAUGUAUAUGUGUAUGGUAUUGUUUUUGAUGCGGGAUCCACACAUACCUCUAUGUAUGUAUAUAAUUGGAAAGGUGGAAAAGUGAAUGGCACAGCAGAAGUGAGUCAGAUUCAUUCCUGCAAAGCAACUGCACUCUCCAAAUACGAGACGAGGCCCCUGCAUGCUGGAAAUGCUCUUGCAGGUUGCUUAAACCAAGCCAUGCAGUGGAUUCCCUCAGAGGACUACAUGAACACACAGGUUUAUCUGGGAGCUACUGCUGGCAUGCGUCUCCUCAAUGCAUCCAAUCCAGAUGCCAGCAAAAUAAUUUUACACGUUGUCAGAGAGAAAAUCAUGUCGUAUCCGUUUGGGUUUUCUAACCCAAAUAAACAAGCACGUAUUAUCAGUGGCGAGGAAGAGGGUACAUUUUCCUGGGUGACAGUCAACUACUUCGCUGGAACACUUGGAGUGAAGCCUGUAGAUCAGUUGGCUGCCCCAACUCCAAUCACUCACGGAGCAUUAGACAUGGGGGGUGCCUCCACACAGAUCACCUUCACCCCAGAAAAACCCGAAUCUCUCCCCUCAGGCUACAGUAACCAGCUGCGUCUGUAUGGGGUGAACCACACUGUCUACACCCAUAGCUACCUCUGCUAUGGAAUCAACGAAGGCUUGCGCAGGUUCCAAGCUAACCUUGUUAUGGACCAAAGAAAUACAACAAAUACGACCAUAGCUAAUCCGUGUGGACCAAAAGGUGUUGUAGAAACGGUACCCCAUGAUGAAGUUUUUGAAGCACCGUGUACCAAAGGACCACAUGCUCUGGAAGCCUUUGGUUCAGAGAUCUACCCUACAUCCUACAUGGACUCUAAUUCAAAUUACAGCUUUGUUGGGGAAAGCGAUUCAGAAAAAUGUGAACAACAGACACAAAACCUAUUCAACUUUACACAACGCUGUGAUUUUCCUAGUUGCUCAUUUAAUGGUGUUUACCAACCAGCUGUAGCUGGGGACUUUUAUGCAUUCUCCAGCUAUUUUUACCAAGUACAGUUUCUCAACCUCACUGAUGGAAAUGAAACUUUUAGCUUGGAACAGUUCAGAAAUGCUGUUACAGUUCUGUGUAACAGUUCCUGGGAUGAGGUGAAGACAAUGAAAACUGAUUACUCAGCAGCCUUACCCUGGUACUGUUUUGAGACCAGCUUUGUGCUAACAAUUCUUACCAGAGGUUACGGGUUCAACGCCUCAAACUGGGACUCCAUCUCCUUUAAAGAAAAGGUGAACAGCGCUAGCCUUGGCUGGGCCCUGGGAUUUAUGAUCAAUGCAAGUAACCUGAUCCCUGCAGAUUACCCAGAAUCCCCUCUGCCCAUUCUCACUAUGGUGUUACUUCUCAUUCUCUUUUUCCUGUUCUUGGUUAUAUCUGUGGGGUUUGCUUACUACGCUAUCCAGAUACGCAAGGCUCUGCAGAACCAAGGCUAUGAGAGAAUAGGUAGUUACGGCACAGUGUAGAAGACUAUGAACAAUGGUCUGAGGGAAUAGGUAGUUACGGCACAAUGUAGAAGAUUAUGAACAACGCUCUGAGAGAAUAGGUAGUUACGGCACAGUGUAGAAGAUGAUGAACAACGCUAUGAAAUAAUAAGUUAGUUACGCACUGGGUGCAAGACUAUAAACAACGCUACAAGAGAAUAGGCAGAUACGGCUGUGUAGAAGAUUAUAAACAAUGCUGUGAGAUAAUAGGCAGUUAUGGCACAGGAUAAAGGACUAUGAACAACCCUAAGAGAGAACAGGCAGUGCAAAAGAUUGAAAACGAUGCAGUGAGAUAAUAGGUGGUUAUGGCUAAAGGCCCACUUCACAAAACUUCGCAAAUCAACUUUUCGUAACUUUUCUUGUAAAUAAAGUCACCUUAUGGCAUGAUAACCUAGACAAGGUCUGUUACGAAAAAGUUAAAUAUGGCAUUGCGGAACUGACCCCGAGGUACAAGACUAUGAACAAUGCUGUGAGAGAGACAACAGGCAGUUAUGGCACAGUGUUGAAGAUUAUAAAGAACGCUAUGAAAAUAGGCAGUAGGGCUCACUUUCACAAAACUUCGUGAAUUAGUUUUUCAUAACUUUUGUCAUAAAUAACGCUGCCUUAUGGCACAAUAACCUAGACAAGAUCUAUUACGAAAAAAUUACAAGAAAUAUGAAUUACAAUGAUAAGACUGUGAUAACGAAAGCUAUGAGAUAGUAGGUAGUUACAGCACAGUGUAGAAUAUAACCAUGCUUUGAGAUAGUAGGUAGUUACAGCACAGUGUAGAAGAUUAUAUCCAUGCUGUGAGAUAGUAGAUAGUUACAGCACAGUGUAGAAGAUUAUAACCAUGUUAUAAGAACUGCAUACAAAACUGUCCAGAAGACUAUUAAAGUACCUUGCAAAGGGAGGUACUGGACCGAGGUUUGGACAUAGUUAUGGCACAGUGUAGAGUAUAAUAAAGUACUAGUCCUUUUAGUCCUACAUAUCUGUGAAAGAUUCAUCAUAAAUAACAUGACACAGAGGGCAUGAAUCAAAAUAUGUGUGAUAUACUGUACAGCUUUAAUUUGAUAUCUUUUUCAGUUUUGUCAUAACUUUGAGGUGCUUUAUUGCCUGAUUUUAAACAUGACCGAUUGUUUUACCCCACUACCAAACUCUGUUGAAUAUGUGUAGGAACUACCAUUAUUUUAAUACAGAGCAUACAAGGCAUAUGUCCUGUAUAUUGGAAAUUUAAUAGUCUGGUUUUACGUCAGUUGAAGUUAUAUGUUUCAUUUGAUAUGGUUAAUUAAAACCAAUAGGAUUUCGACAACUGGUACAGCCAUAUUUUACUUGAUAAGAUUACCAGUUUUAGCUAAAAUAGGCAUUGAAAGGCUGGUAUUAUAUAUUAAAAUUUAGACAUAUUUUACUGGAUUUGAAAUUCUAUCCUACAUUUGAUCUGGUUAAUGGUUUAACUAAAACCAAGAGGCAUUAAACAACUGAUACUGUACUAUAUAUCUAAAUUGAAAAUUGUU
This is a messenger RNA of Liolophura sinensis, 3285 nucleotides long. RefSeq names its product ectonucleoside triphosphate diphosphohydrolase 2-like. Lineage: Eukaryota; Metazoa; Mollusca; Polyplacophora; Chitonida; Chitonidae. The record is from RefSeq and is a predicted model, not a curated record. The transcript is spliced from 12 exons. Gene Ontology annotation, biological process: nucleoside diphosphate catabolic process. Gene Ontology annotation, cellular component: plasma membrane. Gene Ontology annotation, molecular function: UDP phosphatase activity; GDP phosphatase activity; ribonucleoside triphosphate phosphatase activity. Bases 137 to 1777 code for a protein of 546 amino acids.